AUGCCUAUUGUUAUUUCAGAUCAGUGUGGAGGGUCCAAGAAUAAAAAUGCUCAGCCCCCAGCUGGUCGAGAAACUGUGAAACCAAAAGAAAAUCCGAAUUCGAAAAAAGAUAAGGACAAAUUCAAAGAAGAAGAAAGGUUAAUCAAGGGAGAUAUGCCUAUUAUUAUUUCAGAUCGAUGUGGUAAACCUCCAGAUGAUCGUGGAACCGUGCAACCGAAAGAAAACUCAAAUUUGCCGAAAGAUGAGGAUUGCGUCGAAAAAGAAGAGUGGCUAAGCGAGGAACAAGCGAAAGAACUUCUCAAUCGCCUGUCAAAAGAAAUGUUUGGAGAAAAAACGGAAAAAGUCAAGAAAUGUACCGUGAAAAGGCCAAAAAAUCCAACUGCGAAAAGCACUGUGGAAGAAAUGAAAAGGGAUCCUGGCGUUCGUGAUUUCGUGUACAAGGUGAUCGGUUAUAUGGAAAAGUAUCGAAAUAGGCAUAAAAAACCAAAUCUGAGAUGUAUCAUUCAAUCACUAAAGAAAUCGCCUUCUCAGGGUUUGCUGGUGAAAAAAUAUCCUUCUUUAAAAGAGAUUAGAUGUCGGCUUAAAAAAGAGCGUGCUGUUUAUAAAGGCAUUCUCAAUCGUUUGUCAAAAGAAAUGUUUGGAGUAAAUUUGGAAAAAGUCAACAAAUGUACCGUGAAGAGGCCAAAAAAUCCAACUGCGAAAGGCACUGUGAAAGAAAUGAAUAGGGACCCCAGCGUUCGUGGUUUCGUGUACAAGGUGAUUGAUUUGAUGAUAAAGGAGCGAAAUCGAUAUCCAUAUCUGGCUCUUGUAGGGAUCGGUCGCGCACUAAAGAAAUCGCCUUCUCGGGACUUACUAUUGAAAAAGUAUCCUGCUCUGAAAGAAGUCAUAGGUCGAAAUGGUGGAUCCAUGGAUAAAACAACUCAACCCCCAGAUGAUCGAAAAACCGUGAAACCAAAAGAAAGCUCGAAUUUGCACGAAGGUCGAAAUGGUGGACCCAUGGAUAAAACAACUCAACCCCCAGAUGAACGAAGAACCGGGAAACCAAAAGAAAGCUCGAGUUCGGAAAAAGAUAGUUAUUGCUCCAGAGGGGACCUGCUUGAUUGUCUGUCCCAAGAAAUGUUUGGAAUGAAACUAAGCAAGUUCGAACACCGGAAGUUGUUUGAUCCGGAAAAUAUGGUGUUGGUGAAGACCUUUCAGGACUCAAAGAGCCUCUAUCUCACUUACCAUUACUUCCUCCAAAUGGUUAUCGAUCAACUCACCAGACUGAGUGAAAAAGAAAUUGACAAGAAAGAAGCAUCCAUGAAAAUCACUGACGCCGUCAAUGCGUUGGAAGAGAAGGCUCGAUCUGUGCUUGUGGGAUACUACCCGUCUUUGAAGCUCUUUGGGUAG
Haemonchus placei is the source of this 1389-nucleotide messenger RNA. The record is from the annotation of a GenBank genome assembly. Lineage: Eukaryota; Metazoa; Nematoda; Chromadorea; Rhabditida; Trichostrongylidae.